UGCUUUGCUUGCCCAGUGAGAAAUGGGUUAGUGCCAGCUGAAAUUGUUUCCGCGCCUCUCCUGCAGCUCUGUGGAAGUGAAACCCCAAAUCCUGACCUUCACCAUCAGUGGGAAGGGGCAGGAACUGCCGGUGACAGUCGUGCGCCCAAGUGCUCGCAGCAAGAGGGAAAUAGCCGUGCUGCGCUUCAAAAGGCUCCAGCUGGAGGAUACAGAGAUGCUCCCCCUGGUCAUCCGUAACAACGGCAUCAAACCUGUCAAGUUUAUGUUACACCUGGAGGAUGAGCACGGAGUGUUCUUGUUGAAAGGCAGGGCCUCCACAUUCAAGACAUUCCAAACUGGAAAUGUGGAAGGGGACUCCGUCAGAAACGAGAGCAAGCCCGCAAAGCAGCCUUUCUUUCUUCUGCGUCAUGGGCAAUCGGCAGAGUUUGAUGUCAUUUUCAAACCCACCCUGGCUCAACGUCUGGAAGGGAAGAUUUGUCUGUUAGUGGGGGACUCCUGCCUGACCCUAACUGAGCUGGUGGGUGAAGGCCACAUGGAUGAAUUCACCCUUGAUGGGUUAAAGGAAGACCCCCAGGAGAGGAAUGCCAAGAGCAGUCUAAAGAAAGACAUCAUUGAUGCUGUCAGAGCAAAUCACAUCCAGUUUGGGCACUGUCCUGUCGGGAAGCGCUGCCGCAGGACCUUCACCAUCACCAACCACACCCGUACGCAGUUCAUGCGCUUUGUGUGGGACGCAGAUGCCAUAUUCCAGUUCUCCCCCAAGGUGGGACACCUCCAUCCUGGCUGUGCCAAGGGCAUCACAGUGACCUUGAAAGCAGAUGUCCCAGGCACCUUCAGGAGGCGCCUUGUGAAAUGUAAGGUGACCAAGAUCAACUUCAAGCGGCCACGAAGGAAGGUUCCAGACUGGGAUGACCAAAUGUGCAUUGUGACGUGGAAGGAUAUCCCCAGGAAAGACCUGGCAGCCAGAUGGUUUAAAAAAGAGAGGGUGGUCGAGACAGUCCCGGAACCAGCUCACACUGUGCUGGAGAAGAGCAGCCAGGAGGCUGAGGUGUACCUCAGUGCCAUUGUUUUCUACACCCAGUUCAAACUGAGCACAACCGUGGUUCAGUUCAAGGAUACCUCCCCCUUGCAGACAAGGAUAGCCACUUUCAGGCUAUCCAACACAGGGAAGGUAGCCCUGGAAUACUCCUGGGAGGAAGCUGAAGACAGUGAAGCAGUGAAGAAGCAAUACUCAUCUGCUCUGAUGCAUAAGGGCAUUUCACUUGAGGUCUUCCCAGAUGCCAUCUGUGACUGGUCAGUGUUCUCCAUCAAGCCCUACUGUGGCACCAUCUACCCUGGCCAGAAGCAGGCCUUUUACAUGUGGUUCUCCCCAAAGUGUGAGGGGACGUUUGAGACCACCCUGCAGUGCAGGAUUCCUAACCCGAAGCCAAAUCAAAAAACGGGGCAGGUAAUUGUGAAAGCCCAGGAACAGAAGAGUCUUGGUAAACCAUUAGAGCAGAGAGAGAAAGGCCAGAGAGCCAAGAAGCAGAAACCAGCACCUAAGGGGCAGAAUUUGUGUCAGCUGAAGUCUCCUGAAGGAACCAGCAACAUCGUGCCUUCUGCUGCUGCUGGUCUCCCACCCUUCACCAGAGACCUCUGCAGCCCUCACCUCCCGGCCCACGCCAAGAGUGGCUGCACCCUCUCCGCCCCUCGAGCCGGUCUGGGUGGCAGCAGAGCAGGGCUGCCCAACUCCUAG
Molecule: messenger RNA, 1732 nt
Organism: Haemorhous mexicanus (house finch)
Lineage: Eukaryota; Metazoa; Chordata; Aves; Passeriformes; Fringillidae
Product: hydrocephalus-inducing protein homolog
Exons: 9
Coding region: 215-1732 (505 amino acids)
Biological process (GO): axonemal central apparatus assembly; cilium movement
Cellular component (GO): axoneme
Source: RefSeq, a predicted model, not a curated record